AGCACCGCCGCGCUAGCCGGGAGGGCGCCCGGCGCGUCGCAGGGAUGGAGGGCGCCGUGCUCAGCGGGACGCAGGUAUCUUACAUUGGUCAAGACUGCAGCAAAAUUCCAGAAUUCCUUGGGAGAAAAUAUGGAUCUAUUGCAAAAAGACUCGAUCUAAGCUUCAACUUGUUAAGGUCACUGGAAGGACUGGAGACAUUUAGCGGCUUGGAAGAGCUCAUCUUGGACAACAAUCUCCUCGGAAACGACCUCCGGUUACCCGGGUUACCACACCUCCAUACCCUGAUGCUCAACAAGAACCAGAUAACAGAAUUGGAGAGUUUGCUGGACCACUUGGCUGAGGCUGUACCGUCCCUGGAGUACCUCAGUUUGCUGGGGAACACGGCGUGCCCAAAUGAACUGGUCUGCAAAGACAAGGAUGAAGGCGACUACCAACGGUACAGGUAUUUUGUGCUGCACAAAUUAACCAACUUGAAGUUUCUGGAUUCUCGGAAAGUGAGCAGGAGUGAACACGAGGAAGCUAUUUUGCGGGGUGCUUUUAUGAAAGUGGUGAAGCCCAAAGAGACCAAGGCCUCAGCCAAGGGCUCCAACAUGCCUCCUCAAGGGCAGUAUACACCGUUGCCAUCUGGAUCCAGAGAGCUCACCAGCCACAGAGGUGUUCUCGGGAAAUGCCGCUACGUCUAUUACGGGAAGCACUCAGAAGGCAACCGAUUCAUCCGCGACGACCAGCUCUGAGCCCAGCCGUGCGUCGGCAGGGCCCUCCACGCCGCACAUGCGCAGAAGCACACCAACGGAUGCAACGGCUUGAACGGGAAAAGAAAAAGCGUGCGGCGCCAGAGUCCUCCAGUGCUUUCCGCUGACUUUGCCAGACCUGUCAAAACCAUCCUUCUGCGUUAGCCUGAGCAGUCACAUAGCAACUGACAGGAUUCCCUCUAAGCAGGUCCCGUCCACCAGUGUGACGGACAGCUGCAGCAAAGCACCAGGCCUGACAGGAGGAACACCGUGAUGGAUUGCCUGGCCCUCUGCAGCUCGCGGAAGAACAGAGGUCACACCUGAGGCCUCACUGAGCAUGCUCAGCUGCUCUUAGCCAAGCGACACUUCUUUUAUCUUCGGCUUGCCUGUCAAGUGAGAAAGCUGCAUGUUUAUCCAAAAAGGAAGGCACAGGGCUGCAUGUGAGAGUUUCACAACGCAUCACCUCCCGGUCUCUUCUUAUUUUCCUCAGGAAUUAAGUGCCUAAUGUGGACACACACACAGUCAGUGCAUCACAUGGUGUGGUUUUGGGGUGCUGGUGGUGUUUCGCUCUAGGGCGGGAUAACAAAAACUGCCUGGACUGUGAUUUAAUGUUUAGCGCUGGGGAGGGGAUUACCUGAUAAAAUUUAGGCGCAUUGGUACCUGUUAUUGACUUAUCACCCAGGCCUGAAUUCUGUUGUUUUUGCAGGGAUUAGGGUUAGAAGUAAAAAUGCAAGAAAUGCAAAGAACGUAAGAACAGAAGGGAUGAUGCUGAUGCACAAGACUAAUUUUGGGAAGGGACAUAAAACACUCAAAUUGCUCUUUUGGAAAUCAAGGCCACAUAGAUUUGAUAGUAUGCCCUAAAGCCAGCCUUCCCAUCACUGUGUCCCCCAAAUAGGCUGGACUAGUUUCUUAGAUUUGUAGCCUAACACAUCAGGUGGAUACCUGGUUGAAGAAGGAUCCCGUAAGCAGCAUCAGUUCCUUUUAUAUUACUGACUACCAAUCUGCAUCCAAAUGAAGUGCAUGCGGCUUCUUGCCCAUUGCCAGGUAAAGCUGGCCUCUUUUGGAAGCCUCCUGAGAAAAGACCGCAUGGACUGCAUGUUUGGAGGGAGUUGGCUGUACUCUUAAAUAUGAAACCCGUUUGUGCUCGUGUUGGUGAAAGCCAUUGCCUCCUAAGGGCCUUCUGUGCAAACUGAGGUGGGGGUCUCUGGCCUGAUGUAGCCAUUAUUAGGCUAGGGGGGGUGCCAUUCAAAGCAUGAGCCCCAGACCUCCUACUCUUGAUGACCCUGCAAAAUUUAGUAAUGUGAAACAUGACAUUAUGCCCUAACCUUGUGCUCUGAAUUUCCCCACUCAACUCUGUUUGUUGCUGCUUGCAGAGAAGCAUGAAGAGCUUUGCAUGGAUGCUACCAGAGGGCAGGGCAGGGCAGGGGAGGAGCCUGGUAUUUUCCGUGGCAGCUUUGCAUCUACUGUAAGAUAGUGAUAUGACCUCAGUUUUCUUCCUAGGUUGAGGCUGUGCAUGCGAUGUGGAAAAGCAGACAAUGCGUUCUUUUAUCUGUACCUUACUGUCUCUCUCUAUAUUUUUAAAGUUUGCAUAUACCUGAGCCAGUGCCGUCAAUGCCGCUUCCCAGAGUGGCCUUCUGUGGUGCAAUCCCCUCCAGAAGUGAGGAAGGGAGAGGCAAUAUUAAGUGGGUCCAGUAACUCGAUUCCGAUUUGCAGGGCUGGGAACUGGAGUGUGGGCGUGCGCCUGCAGCACUAACGCUUCCAAGCAAGCUUUGGGGGAAAGUUUAGUCACUCCCUUGAAAGAACCACAAGCCGAGCUGACUCACAUUUGACUGGCUCUUGUGAAGCAUAAAUGCAUCCUUUGACCAUGGCAGUGGAGUUCGAAGUAGGGUGUGUGGAAUAACCUUGUGUCACAUUCAGCCUGGCUGUAUCUCUCUCCUUCAGUCCAGUUAGAUCUCUCUCCUUGUCUAUAUCAAGGGCUUUUUAACCCUGCCUCAAACAAUCAAAAUGUGCUUGCAAACUGACCACUGACUUUUGCAUUUUUCCUUGCUUCCUUUCCCGAUUGAUUUUUUUUAAAUGUCAAAACCAUAUGCAUCAUUCUCAAGAAUGAUUUUCCCCCUUUGGUGGCAAAAGUAUUUUGGGAAUGAAUUGUGGACAUUGCUGGUAUUAAUCUAAUUUGUUCUGAGGUUUGUUUCUUGCAAUGUCACAUGUAGCAACUUUAAUUAAAAUCAGCAUAAUUAUCCAGCUCUUCAACUAGACAGUUUGGCAUAUGUAUUUUUUGCUCUAACAAUUUAAAAAUUUCAUAUCUAUCAACAGUGCCGCGCAAUAAAACAACACACAAAGAUUGUGUUAUUGUUGCUCACUUGUAGUAAUAACUGAAUAACUUUCAGGGUGCAGCAAGCAUGCCAUUUCAGGUGUUUCCCCCACAUGCCGCCCCGAGGCUCAUCCGAUGGGGUGGCAUAUAAGUUGCCUGCCUGCCUGCCUGCCUGCCUGCCUGCCUAAAUAAAUAAAUAAAUAAAUAAAUAAAUAAAUCCUUUUAUCUUCCUGAAAUACUAAAAUUAAAGUUGGAUUUAACUCCUUAAGAACCUGGACUUCUAGAAAGCUAUUGCUAUGUUCUCUUACCCCUCUGUGUUUGGAAAGUUUUAAACUUGCUUUUUAAAGUGCAAAACAUCCUCUGGGAAGAGAAAUGUCACUCUCUGAAACAGAAGGACGGGUGUGAGGACUUGGCGGCUACCUCUGUUCCCCACAGCCGGGAUCCAUCUCCCCUUCCACAGCCUCAGGGACUGACACUGAGGGAGUAAAGCACGGUGGGUACCACGAGCAACGCAAUAUGCACAACCGACUUAGCAGCUCAAAGCACCGUACCAUUCCUAAUGCUAUCAAGAGCGCAGCAAAGUGUAUUGUUUUGAAAAGUGGUAUCAUAGGGUCGUUUAUAAAUAUUGCUGAGUUAUUGCAACUUGCUUCGGUGGACAGUAUGGUCAGAUCAGCAGAUAAUUAGACUGGAAAGUAAAUACUGGGAGGAAUUCUACAAAUUCCCUUAUAUUUCUGUAAAUGAAACUGUCUGGACUGGCAUUGCACUGAGGCAAUAGCACUUUCUAUUGCCGAAAUUGUGCAGGUGGCAAGCAGUGUUUCAGACACUGGCCUUCAAGUCCCCAUUGAAUUAUACAUUUCUGUCAGGGAAUUAGCAUUUGGUGACUUCUGAAUAUGUUUCUUUCCAGUUUAUCCACAAUUUUCCCUUGGAGAAAUGCUCUCCAUUUCCUGUUGGUUCCCUUUUGCGUAGUUCGUGUGCUCCUGUGAUGAGGGGCGAGGGGAACAUUUCUGACACUUAUAUGGCUUGUGAAAGAGUGGCAGUGUUUAUAGCUUUGCUUCUCUGUGAAACUGUCACUUCCUCUGUUCUUGUAGAUUCAGCAGGCCCAAAGAGAAUUAUUCUUAGAUUGUGUUCCCAUGACCUCUGCAUAACCAAUUAUACCAAGUCUCUCAGGAACAGCCAGUGGAAUAAUUCUAGCAGGCAGUUUGUCUGAUUCAAAACCAUGCUUGGGGACUAAGUCAUUAAUAACAUGAAAUUGGUUAAAUAUAAAUAAUUAGCUCUAUGGACUUACAAAAGUCAGAUCUAUAUUCCACCCCAUAUUCCAAAUGGUGCAUUCAAAUACUUUUUUUAAAGGGAAAGUUAAAAAGGACCAAGGUGGAGAGAAUCCAGGCAAGCAAGUCUAGAUCUGGAGAGCUUGCCAAUGGGGGCCAAAGAUGGCGCCAGGAAAACUGCUUAAGAUGGAAUGCUGUGGAUGGAAUGAGCUGUUGCAAAGCUCUUCCCAGGGCAAAUCCGCCUCCUGUGAGCCCCUGUGCCAAGUGGUCAGAUCCAAGUGGACUCCCAUGGCCCUCAAAGGGCCAGUUAGGAUGUUACUCUCUCAGACUGCAAGCUCCCAGUAAUAGCUGGGAGCUGUUUGGUAGAUGGGAAGAAUCAGACAUCCCCUCCACAGAUGGAGUCUUCCUUGUCCCAAAGCAAGGACAAGCUCUCUAGCUGAUCGGGUAGGAAGGGGUCCAUGAGACAGUGUUUGCAGCGUUCCUCUGGGUGGAGGACCCAGGCCUGGACACACCUGCAGCAGAAUUGGGCCAUAGAAUCAUGAGGCUCAGGGAUGGGGCUGCCCUGCUUUAUGGGGUAGUGUGAAUGUGAUUUUCUAAAUGUUCCUUGUGUGUGCUUGUUAUACUCCAUACACCCUAAAGUAUAAGGCUGGAAAACCAGAAUCAAAAUGCUAACAGAAGCCCCUGCAGCCAAUGCAAAUAAAAACUGUCAAUAGCAACCUUUAUUAACAAAGAACAGAUGUGAUACUUACAUGAGCAGGCAACAGAGGAAUUUACUAAUUCUUUUGAACGUAUUUAUGUGCCUGACUAAUUAGACUUAAAUAAAUAACUAAUACCUUGGCAAUGCAAAGAUAAAAAAAGGAGAAAUUAACCAUACAAAAAUUAAUCUAAUUAUUACUUUAAAGAUAAAGUUCCUGGAUUAGGUGGUUUGAUUUUAGAUUUUUAUAAAACAAAGAGUGAGUACAAAUACUAAAUGGUUUGUUUGAUGAUAUAAUUAAUUCAUUGAAAGUUAUCAUUGAUAAC
Molecule: messenger RNA, 5327 nt
Organism: Varanus komodoensis (Komodo dragon)
Lineage: Eukaryota; Metazoa; Chordata; Lepidosauria; Squamata; Varanidae
Gene: LRMDA
Product: leucine rich melanocyte differentiation associated
Exons: 7
Coding region: 45-734 (229 amino acids)
Biological process (GO): melanocyte differentiation
Molecular function (GO): protein binding
Source: RefSeq, a predicted model, not a curated record